GAGUCAAGAUGGCCUCCCAGCGGUUGACACGGGAGUCUUUCGAUGCAAUCAUGCAGGCCAAGGCAAAACGAUAUCUGGACCGAAGUGAUCCAAUCGAUGAGGCGCUUCAUCAACUUAGAGUUCACUCGCGGCCAGUCACACGUACCCAGUACGACGAGGUGGAGGAAAAAUUUCAAGACGGUGGGAAGUUCAUGCGGAGUGACUGGAGGAAAGACACUAGAAACGAAUAUUCGCUGCCUUCCUAUAGGUCCAGCAGCCAUGUCCCAGAGGAGAAGGAUUACUUUUCCAAAAGCAGCACCAAACUCUCUUCAGGGAAUCAGGACUUCAGCCAGCUAUCUUCAUACGAACAAGACUAUGGAAAUUCCUCUGCCGUGGAAAGAGAUUUUGCUGGCCCAUCUUCCCGAGAUCGGGACUAUGACAACGCUGCCUCACGGGAACGGAAGUAUAGCCACACUGCUAUUCAAGAUCCUUCCAGGCGCCGCGAGACGGACUACGAUUCGUCAGAGCUGUUGGGCGACUUCAGAUCAGCCCGGCUUCUGGAAGAGAAUUACAGGACUGCAUAUAGUCAGAGUUAUGAUCUGGAGCAGAGUCUCGAGACUGCCGGAGAAUUCAGCUCCGCUUUGAAUGCUGGGAGGGGAAGAGGUUUCCAAGGGAAACGUGGGAUGGCCACUGGAGGCCUGGUCAGAAGUAAGGAAGAGUUGGCUGCUCAUCUCAAGAAAUGGGCCACUAAAGCUUUGUCCCCAGCAGAUGAUCUUCUGUUAAAUCCUUUGGGUCUCAGCAAGCUGAGAAUGAUACCUUCCCCUCACCUCCAACAAAGCCAAAGGCCGGCCCUGGCCUCUCCAAAGGGACUGCUACUGCCAGAGGCAACUCUGAAACCUACAGGGUACGCCCGGAUCAAAGAGCCAGACUUGGAACUUCUAGAUUCUUCGGAUAUUUUUGCAAAUUUUGGGGUUGAAAUCAUCAAAUGGGCUGGGUUCAAUGAAAUUAAGAGAGACCCGGAGUAUUCUGAACUUUUCCGUUUGCUCUUCACAUUGGAGACGGAGACCUGCGCCAAAAUGCUGGCGUCAUUUAAGUGCUUGCUGAAAACCGAGCAUCAAGAUUUCUGUAUGAACAGCGUCAAGAUGCUGCAGCACCCGGCUCUGAGAACCCCUAAAGUGGACAGCCAGUUUCUGAAUCUGCUGUUGGAGAAAAGGGUGAUGGUGACAAAGAAUUGUUUCUUUGAGGUCAUUAAGCCUUUCGACCGGUAUAUGAUGCGGCUCCAGGACUACCUGCUCAGGAGUACUACCCCUCUGCUGAUGGCCUGCAAUGCCUAUGAGCUCAGAAUCAAAACUAACAGCUUCAGUAACUCAGGGAAGAUGGCCACCGCUUUUCAGACGACGAUGUCCCUGUGCCGAAAAUCCUUGGCCCUCCUGGGGCAAACCUUCGCUCUGGCCUCUGCUUUCAGGCAGGAAAAAAUCCUGGAGGCCCUCAGCGUCCAGGAUUCGGCCCCUCCUCCUACCUUAUUUCCCAAUUUUGAUACCUCUGCCUUGUUUGGGAAAGAAUAUAUAGAAACCUUGCAAAGUUGGUUGGAGAAAAGUGGCUGCAAGAUGCAGUUAAAGAGACCAGCUGCCAGUCCUCCAGCUCAGGCUCCACAACGUGCUGAUAGGAAAGUUGUUGAGACGAUUGAAAAGCUAGUGAACACGAUGGCCUCUGGCAUGUUAACAGGGAAAGAGAAGGCCGAACUGAAACACAACCCGGAGUAUUGGUUUCUCCUGGAGGAGGAAAGCCUUGAAUACAAAUAUUAUAAGCUGAAGCUGGAUGAGACGGAGAGGCUGAUGUCCACCGCCAAGGAAGAAACCAAAGACAAGAAGACCUCCGAGGAGCCAAUCUCCGAAGCUGUGAGGAUUCUUUUGUACAGGAGGAAAGUAGCAAGGAUCAAGAAGAGGCUCUUUCAGAGGAGAAGGCCAGGGAUCCUGCAAAGGGCUGCGAGGGCCAGAAGAGCCAAGAGAUCCACCACUGGGACCCAGACGCUCUUAUCUGCCGGGUCAGUGCUGAAGCAGCCCGCAACCGGCACACCCAUGUCCAGUCCCAAGAGUGACCAAUCCAACGGUGACCAGGCAGAGACGCUGUCCCUAGAGGAAGCCUCAAGAAACACGGACUCGCUGAGGCUUUCCGACAAUUCCCCGUCUUUGAUGAGCCAGUUCCCUGACGUGGACCCUAAAGUCAUGGUAACCGCUCAGAAGCUGGCUGAAUUUGUUGCUGAAGUUGGGCCGGAAAUCGAGCAGUUCAGCAUUGAUAACAGUGCCGAUAAUCCAGACCUGUUAUUUCUGCAGGAUCCAGAGAGUUCUGCCUUCAAGUUUUAUCGCAUGAAAGUCCGUGAAUUAUGCCCCUCUAUCAGCUUUGGUGACGAGAAGGAAUCUGGUGAUGGUUUCCAUGAAAGGUCUGAACCAAAGGAAAGUGAAUGGGGAAACCUGGAGGAGGACGAGGAAGACGAGGAAGAGGACGAGGAGGAAGAAGCUCCCCAAGCUGAAAUGGAAGCUGAAGAGGGAGAUGAAGAGGAGGAAGAUAGAGGGCCAACCGAGGAGCCAGAAGAAGCCAUGUUGGAAGAGGAGCUUAUGCAAGGGGAGCAUUCAAAGACGGCUGAAGAAGAAGGACAGACCAGCAGCACAGCCGCGAGUGGCCUUUCAGAGCCACUGGCACAGGCACCCGCGCACUUUGGCCGCAAGAGAAUGAGUAGCAAAUCCCUGAAAGUGGGCUUGAUCCCAGCAUCAAAGAGAGUGUGUCUCAUAGAUGAACCAACAGUACAUGAUCCGGUGCGUAUCUCUUAUGACCGACCUCGUGGCUAUCCUGCGUAUAAAAAUAAACAGCAACAGAAAACAAAGGAUUUGGAAUUCUAUAAUAAGAAACUAAAUGAGAAGAACAUUGGCUUCCAAAUACUUCAAAGAAUGGGUUGGCAAGAAGGGCGUGGCCUUGGGUUACAUGGCAAAGGCAUCCAGGAACCCGUCGACGUGGGCUCUACCUCGGCAGGGGAGGGCUUGGGUGUUGCAGGGAAGAACAAAGAGGAUACCUUUGCUACGUUCCGUCAGAGAAUGAUCCAGAUGUACUAUAUGAAAAGAGCCAAUAAAUAGUUUUCCAGGCUCUCUGAUACGAAGAUCAGAAGCAUCCAAGAACCUUUUUCACUCCCGUCACUAGGGUGUAUCUCUCUUCUGUGUCAAUUUUGGUUUGGAAUGUUGCGUUUUUGAAGUCCUCAGUCAGAUAUUUUUUUUCCCCUUUCUUCUUGUGAAACUUAUCAGUAUUGACCAGUAAUGAAUAGCAAAUUGUUAGCCAACGAUUGAUCUUAACAUUUCUUUUCAAACUAUCUUAAUGGCAUGUAAUCUUUUUAUCAAGGUCUACAAUAAAAAAAUAAAUACAGUAGAAAAAAACA
Messenger RNA from Thamnophis sirtalis, 3403 nucleotides. NCBI's taxonomy places the organism in Eukaryota, Metazoa, Chordata, Lepidosauria, Squamata, Natricidae. The record is from RefSeq and is a predicted model, not a curated record.